AUGAAACUUAAUGCCGAUAAUUUGACUUCAUCCCAUUCUCAUCACAUAACAGCAGCAACAAGAAAGGUGAUGGUAAAAUAUGAAAACAAGAAGAAGUUAAGUGAAUCUGGUUUUCCGUUUCUCAACACACUUGAAUUGAGCCCGAAAGAACACAUCGAUGAUAGAUUUUGUCAGAACGAUAAAUUAAUUAAUUCUUUAUGUUAUUUUUGGGAGUAUUUAACACUUGGUGGUCAUGGUAGCUUCCCAGAAAUUCACAACUUUAUAGUCGAGGUUGAGCUUUUCUCAAAUGAGAAUGAAAUGAUCAAUUUGACUGUCAAGAUUUAUGUUGAAAUUUCAAAAUGCCUGCGAGGUGUAACAAGAAGUCGUAUUCAAAUGUUUAGACUAAAGCAGGGGAUAAAGUAA
Molecule: messenger RNA, 402 nt
Organism: Clunio marinus
Lineage: Eukaryota; Metazoa; Arthropoda; Insecta; Diptera; Chironomidae
Source: the annotation of a GenBank genome assembly